CCUCAAGAAUAAAAAAUGAAAUUGUUUCUUAGGUGCUUCAAACCCAAGUUCUACAAGAAAAGCAAAUCUACAACCAGUUAUAUGAAGAUUCGGCUUGACACAGUGAGGAAAAAACGGAUUGCAAUGGUUAAGUUUUUGAAAAUGGACAUUGUGGAUUUUCUCAAUAAUGGUCAUGAUUAUAAUGCUUAUACAAGAGCAGAAGUAUUACUCGAAGAGCUUAGAAUUAUAUCUUGUUAUGAUAUCAUCGAGCGAUUCUGCGAUUGUAUCUCGCAAAAUCUCUCACUAAUGCUAAAGAAAAGAGAAUGCCCUGAAGAAUGCAGAGAAGCUGUUUCCACUUUGAUAUACGCAGCAGCAUGGGUUCCUGACGUUCCAGAACUUAAGGAACUUAGAUCCGUGUUUAUGCAUAGAUUUGGAAAUUUCAUUGCUUCUUCUGUGAACCAUGAGCUCGUUGAGAAAACAGAAUUGCGAAGAAGACCUUCACAGGAACUCAAGAUUCAGACAGUGCAAGAGGUUGCUAAAGAGUUCUCCAUCAAUUGGGAUCCUACAGCUCUCAAACUGAUGUUGCUUAGACAAAAUUCAACUCUGCAAAUUGAGGACAAGAUCGAGGCAGAAGCUGAUGAUACGAAGAUUGAAAGAAUUGUAGAUGAACAAAGUGAGGAUGGAUCGGUUCUUUCACAGAGUUGGAGAAGAGAUUCAUUGUCCAAAAGCAGUUUGAGUUCCACGUCCAGCUCGAGUUUUAGUUCUCAAAGAAGAGAAUCUGAGGAGAAGACGAAUAAGGUUUUGCCUUACGGUUUAAUCUCUCCUCCAUACACGAAAUCAAGAGCUCGAAACGAUGAAAAAGCUCAAGAGGAAAAAGGAGAGAAGGAAAAGAGUAUUGAUCAAGAAACGUCGAGGUUACUUAGGCCACAAGGCAAUGAUAAGGACGCUUCCUCAACAAGAGAGAACGAGAAAACGUUGUCGUUUCAAAGACCUAAGCUCUUGGAAUAUGAUGAAGUGGUGGCUCGGCUUGCAACUCUGCGCCGGGGAUAAGACAGAAACUAAAUAAGUCUAUAUUUGUGUACUUGCUAAUUAGAUUUCAUCAAAAAUGUUAUUAUCCGUAACAGUUUCAAAAUAGUCCACUAGUUGAAUCUUUCCACAAAAAUCAAGAAUGUGGAGUGUAAUAGUCCAAUAUAAUAUUGACAAAGAACGGAU
Eutrema salsugineum is the source of this 1191-nucleotide messenger RNA. RefSeq lists its product as uncharacterized. The record is from RefSeq and is a predicted model, not a curated record. Gene Ontology annotation, biological process: protein transport. Bases 16 to 1029 code for a protein of 337 amino acids. NCBI's taxonomy places the organism in Eukaryota, Viridiplantae, Streptophyta, Magnoliopsida, Brassicales, Brassicaceae. The transcript has 6 exons.